AUGUUGAGUAUUUUCACAAGAUGGACAUGCCAGGGGAAUGGAAGGCAUCCAAACUCAGUGCUCUUGCAACCAUUCAGAAAUCGCUUUGGAUCAACAAGGAAAGAAAAAUAUCGACGAAGAAUUAAUGACUUAAGAGCAAAAGUUGAGCAGUCAAAACGAAAGUUACCUUAUGAGGAAGAUUUAAUUCCGCUUCGUCCACCGAGAGACUUAUGGAAAGCAUUUGGUUUUACAGCUGGGGUUGGGGUUAUAUCAUUUGCUACUGCUGCUCUAUGUGAUUUUAAAAGAUACAAAAAUAAUUGGAGUGAAAUUUAUGCGCUAUUGAACGACCAGUGCAAAGCAGCAAAAAGUCGUUUUACCAAGUAUAAAAAUGCUCGAGAGGGUGUGAAAUGUACUUUCUUGCUCAUUGGGAUAAAUAUUGGCGUAAUGCUUAUGUGGAGUAUCAAGUCUUGGCAGCUAUUUAUGUGGAAAUGGUUUACAAAUAGUUUCGCUUCAAAAGCACUGUGUCUUCCGAUGGUUUUAAGUGCUUUUUCUCAUGCAAAUAUGCUUCACUUGGUACUGAACAUGUAUGUGUUGAACACAUUUGCUCCUGUUUCUAUUGAUGGGUUUCUAGGAGCUGAACAAUUCUGGGCUUUUUAUAUAACGGCUGCUGCAGUGUCAUCUUUAGCUGGAAUAAUGCAUAAAUGUUUGGUUAGAACGAAUCGAAGAGCUCUUGGAGCAAGUGGUGCGGUAAUGGCCUUAUUAGUAUACACAUGCAUGAAACUGCCGGAUGCAAGGCUGAAAAUUGUGUUUGUGCCGCAUUUUGACUUCUCGGCACAGUCAGCUGUAAUUGGGAUGAUUGCUUUUGAUUUUAUAUGCUUGCUGCUUCGUUUCAAAAUCUUCGAUCAUGCUGCACAUUUAGGAGGAUCACUUUUUGGAUUAUUUUAUGGUUCGUUUGGGGAGCGUUUUAUUUGGAAGCAGUAUGGUGAUACAGUAAUUGCACUAUGUGGUUUAAAUCCUAAUAAACGACGAGAUAUGCAGGGACCACAACGUAGUAGAAACUCAUCGCCUCCUCGAUGGUGA
Messenger RNA from Thelazia callipaeda (thelaziosis nematode), 1059 nucleotides. The record is from the annotation of a GenBank genome assembly. NCBI's taxonomy places the organism in Eukaryota, Metazoa, Nematoda, Chromadorea, Rhabditida, Thelaziidae.